CCCUGUGUUAUUAGAGUAUUAUGACCAUCCAGUGUUUAAAUGUGGAGUACACCAUUUAAUUAAAAAUGAAAUAUAUUGCAAACAUGGCAGAAGGGAAAAUAACAUCUCGAAAACUAUUAUACAUUAUUGGAUUAACAUCAGUGUUUUGGUUUGCUAUGAAUGUUUUGUUGUUAAUUGCAAACAAUAAAUACGCUUUAGAUUCACUUGAAAAACUUGCUCUAACAUCUAAUGAAAAAGCUGACUCACAUUAUAUGAGUCAUGUUAAUAUACAACCAUUAGCACCAGCAUACAAACGAAGCUUUGAUUUACCUUGGCUUAAAGAUGAAUUUUGGAAUAAAAAAACUAUUAGUUCUGAAAUAUCUGAGAGUGCAGUUUUAUCUCAAGGUGCAGACCGACCUGUUUAUGAUAUAAGUGCUAAAAAAAACAUUAAUCCAAUGAAAGGUGAAGGAGGUGAGGCAUCUUAUCUGGAUACUGAAGCAGAAAAACAAUAUGCAGAAAAGAUAUUUGCCAACCACUCAUUCAAUUCAGUUCUUAGUGAUAAAAUAUCCUUGGAUCGUACAAUGAGAGAUGUUCGUGGUGAUCUUUGUAUAGAAAAACACAAAACUUAUCCUCGCAAACUUCCAACAGCAAGUGUCAUUAUUUGUUUUCAUAAUGAAGCUUAUAGUGUUUUAUUGCGUACUGUUCAUAGUGUUUUAAAUCGUACCCCACCUGAUCUUUUAACUGAUAUAAUUUUGGUUGAUGAUAAAAGCGAAUAUGAAAAUUUAAAAAGACCUUUGGAUGACCAUGUUGCACAAUUAUCAAAAAAAAUUAAGAUUAUUAGAAAUGCCAAAAGGUCUGGCUUGAUUCGAUCUCGAAUAAAUGGUGCCGAUUUGUCUCGUGGAGAUGUUUUAAUAUUUCUAGACUCUCAUUGUGAAACUACACCUGGAUGGGCAGAGCCUCUAUUAGCAAGAAUAGCUGAAAAAAGUUCUAAUGUUGUUGUUCCAAUAAUUGAAGUUAUUAAUGCAGAUACUCUCCAAUAUGCUGCAGCAGCAAAUCCUGACCAAAGAGGUGGCUUCAGUUGGGAUUUGUUUUAUAAAUGGAAGCCUAUUCCAUUAGACGAACAGCAUCUUCGUAAAUCUCCUAUAGAUGUUAUUAGAACUCCCACAAUGGCAGGUGGAUUAUUUGCAAUCGACAGAAAAUACUUUUAUGACAUGGGGACAUAUGAUGAAGAAAUGGAUAUAUGGGGUGGAGAAAACUUAGAAAUGUCUUUUAGAAUAUGGAUGUGUGGUGGGCGUAUUGACAUUAUUCCAUGCUCACGAGUAGGACACAUUUUUAGAAAGUUUACCAGUCCAUACAAGUUUCCAGAUGGAGUAGAAAAAACUCUUUCAAAAAAUUUGAAUCGGUUGGCAGAAGUUUGGUUAGAUGAAUAUAAAGAACUUUAUUAUCAAAAAAGGCCGCAAUCAAAAGGAAAGGAUUAUGGCGAUAUUAGUCAGAGGCUUGCAUUGAGAAAUAAAUUAAACUGUAAAUCAUUCAAGUGGUAUAUUGAAAAUAUUUACCCUGAUGUUCAACUUCCUGAUCUUUAUCCUCCAGCUAGAGGAGAGAUAAAGAAUCCUGCAUCAAGUUACUGCUUAGACUCAAUGGGUGACAUGAAAGGAAACAAUGUGAAAAAGUUGGGCAUUUUUCCUUGUCAUGGCCAGGGAGGAAAUCAGAAUUUUGUGUUUUCGAGAAAAGGAGAGAUUGUGUUUGAUGAAGAGUAUUGUCUUGAUGUAUCGAGCUCAAAACCUGGGGUAUUAAUUGAUAUAAUGAAAUGCCACAACUUUGGUGGAAAUCAACAAUGGAUACAUAAAAUUAACACGGGUGAAAUUAUGCAUUAUCCAACCCGACAGUGCAUCGACCGUGGUUCUAAUACUAAUAAAAGUCCACAAAUGCAACCAUGUAAUGGACAAACAUCUCAAAAGUGGGUAUUUUCUCACUAUAACAUGACUAGUUUUGCUUUAAUCUCUAACAAAUAAAAAUGGUGGUGG
Messenger RNA from Hydra vulgaris (swiftwater hydra), 2003 nucleotides. RefSeq names its product polypeptide N-acetylgalactosaminyltransferase 13. Gene Ontology annotation, cellular component: Golgi apparatus. NCBI's taxonomy places the organism in Eukaryota, Metazoa, Cnidaria, Hydrozoa, Anthoathecata, Hydridae. Gene Ontology annotation, molecular function: polypeptide N-acetylgalactosaminyltransferase activity. The record is from RefSeq and is a predicted model, not a curated record. Gene Ontology annotation, biological process: protein O-linked glycosylation.